Molecule: messenger RNA, 4033 nt
Organism: Hyla sarda
Lineage: Eukaryota; Metazoa; Chordata; Amphibia; Anura; Hylidae
Gene: ZDHHC20
Product: zinc finger DHHC-type palmitoyltransferase 20
Exons: 14
Coding region: 56-1174 (372 amino acids)
Biological process (GO): synaptic vesicle maturation; protein targeting to membrane; peptidyl-L-cysteine S-palmitoylation
Cellular component (GO): Golgi apparatus; endoplasmic reticulum
Molecular function (GO): protein-cysteine S-palmitoyltransferase activity
Source: RefSeq, a predicted model, not a curated record
CCGCCCCCCUGUGCAGUGACAGUGGCUGCUCUGUACGGGCAGCUGCUGCGGGAUCAUGGCGCCGGCUCACGUCCUGCGCUGCUGCCAGCGGGUGGUGGGCUGGGUCCCGGUGGUCUUCAUCACGCUGGUCGUGUGCUGGUCCUACUACGCCUACGUGCUGGAGCUCUGUAUAUUUACAAUAAGAUCAGACACUGAAAAAGUUAUCUACCUGGUGUUUUUUCAUCUAUUUUUUAUAAUGUUUGUGUGGUCCUAUUGGAAGACAAUAUUUUCCCGUCCAGCUAAUCCAACCAAAGAGUUUUGUUUGUCCAAGUCUGACAAGGAGUUGUACGAGAAGGAGGAGAGGCAAGAAUACCAGCAGGAAAUCCUCAGACGGGCUGCUAAAGACCUUCCCAUCUACACCACCACUGCUACGAAAGCAAUCCGAUAUUGUGAAAGAUGCCAGCUGAUCAAACCCGACCGAUGCCACCACUGUUCAGCCUGCGAUGUAUGUGUACUUAAGAUGGAUCACCACUGCCCCUGGGUGAAUAACUGUGUGGGAUUCUCCAAUUACAAAUUCUUUCUGCUAUUUUUGAUGUACUCCCUGCUGUACUGCCUCUUCAUUGCCGGUUCUGUUCUGCAAUACUUCAUCCGAUUUUGGACGCUUUGCCGCAGCAAAUCCGAAGAAACCUGUCCCGAGAAUGAGCUGCCGGAUACCAGAGCCAAAUUCCACGUCCUUUUCCUGUUCUUCGUGUCGGCCAUGUUCUUCAUCAGUAUACUGUCUUUAUUUAGCUAUCACUGCUGGCUUGUUGGAAAAAACAGAUCAACUAUAGAGGCUUUCCGUGCUCCCUCUUUUCGAACUGGUCCUGAAAAAGAUGGAUUUUCCCUGGGCUGCAGUAAGAAUUUUCGUGAAGUCUUCGGAGAUGAAAAGAAAUAUUGGCUUUUACCUAUAUUUACAAGUAUGGGUGACGGAUGUACUUUCCCAACUCGCCUUGUGCUUGGUGAUCCAGAGCAAAAUGUAGCAGCUAUACAGAGUGAUUCUUCAAAAAUUGCUGGACCAAGUCAACCAUUUCCAGCCAGACCGCUCAGUGAAUCCCAAAACAGAUUGCUCGGAAGUGACAGCCAGUGGGUCGAUAGUGGAGAAGAUCAUGCACAAAGAGAUGAGAAAAACCAUGUAACCAUAUUAGUGGAGAGCUGAUUACAAGUACAUCCGCUCAGCCAAUCGAGGAAUGAGGUAGUGCGCGGCACAGAAUAUGCCACAACACCACAACAACAUGGAUGAUUCAUGAAUCACGGUGGAUCUUCUGGAGUCUGCAGAGUCUUCAUGCACAACAGCAAAUGUCUCCGAAGAAAGGACAACCAUUGCCUUAAUAGCCUCAUCCUUGUGCAUUAAUGCAACAUAACCGCAGUUUUACACAUUGACUUUAAAUACAUAGCAACUUUUUACUUAAUGAUAUCUUCUACAGGUUUUAAUAUUUAGUCUGCAUCUGACUUUAUACCAUGCAAUAAUUUUCUUAGGUGUCUGCAACUCUAAAGCAAAAUAUCGCCAAGACUUUCAUACAGGUGCUGAAUAUAAAAAACACACCAGGCUACGGUAUUACCUGCUUAAUGGGCAAGAUAUGACUUGAGUAAAAAAAAUCUACUACUUUCAGCAUCUUAGAGCAAGCUAGUAGUGGUAGGUUACCUGUCAUUGCUCUUCAGUAAUAGCAGAGGAUAUCCUCUACAAUACUGAACGGACUUGUGCAGGUUCUCUAUGUCUUGGGCCCAGUCUGUGCGAAUGAUGUGCAGAUACUCACCAUUAACCGAUCAGGCACUGACCUCACAAGAACAUUUAUUUCAUAUAUUCCCUUUUUUUCCCUCCAGCAUUUUUCUAGCAUACUUUAUACGGAGAUAGACUUGUAUAUAAAAACAAUAAUCCUCUGCGUAAAAUGCAUGGAUGAGAAAAGCACAGGCCAUAAGUAUCCCAACUAAAGACUGAAUGUUUUUGUGAAAAUACUGUAUGAUAAACUGCUUGUUUCCAGACGCCGAUUCAACCUACCUAGGUACCACGGAAAUAUUUUGUACCGGCAGCAUUUAUUUAUAGCGCUUUUUAUAACCUUUUUUAUGAAAUUAAUGGAAAAGUCAAGAAGUUGUUAGGUAGACGGAGGUAAGAAAAGUCGCUCCUUUUUCUUUUGACAGUCGUUCGUCAAUAUUUCCUCUUUAGUCCCCGCUGGAUAUUAGCAUGUCUUUAUUUUAUUUUUUAUUGUUUUAAUUGUCAGAAGUUUUAUUACAUUUCACAUUUGGGAGGAAUGGACAGAAGACUAUUGAACUUUCGCCAUACUGAAGAUGACUUGUCCUUGUAACGGGAAACGCGCACUGUGUUCUGUCUGUAUGUAAUGUGGAAUUAUUGACUAUGUCAUCUUUGAAGCAGAGUGUACACAACGUACAGACGUUUUGCCUAAGAAUUACUGUUGUAAAAGACCCAGUAUUACACACAAUCUCGCAGAGGCAGCUCAGUGGUGAAGAUGUACCCUGGAGGGCAGCCUCAGCAGCUGAGAACAGGACCCCAUAUUGGUGUGAGCUUAAAGGGGUAAUCCGCCCCUAGACAUCUUAUCCCCUAUCCAAAGGGAUGUCUGAUCACGGGACCCCCGCCACUGGGGACCCCCACGAUCUCUGCUGUUGCACCUGAACUUCGCUCUGAGCCAGAUAACUGUGGAUGCGGGGAGGAGGCUCGUGAUGUCACCCCCCCUCCCAUAGACAUACAUUGAGAGGCGUGGCCAUGAUGUCACAAGCUCUAAAGGAACACCGGGUGCAGCAGGGAGAUCGCGGGGGUCCCCAUCAGUGGGUCCCCUUCAAUCAGACAUCUUAUCCUCUAUCCUUUGGAUAGCGGAUAAGAUGUCUAGGGGCGGAGUACCCCUUUAAAGGGGUUAUCCAGGAUUUAAAAAAAAUAAAUAAAGACAGCGUCACACCUGUCCUCAGGUUGUUUAUGGUAUUACAACUUGGUUCCAUUUAUUUAAAUGGAACUAAGCUGCAAGACCACACACAAACUGAGUACGACAAGUUUUUUUUCUUAUCCGGAAUAACCCCUUAAUUGCUAAAAAUAGCAAUGGACAAGACAUACCGUUAGCCAACAAGACAACACAGUGCACACAGCCGAACCGCAGGAUCCGAAUUACUAUACUUCCAGUGCAUCCAAUUCCUGAUGAUGAUCUAUGUUGGAGUGCUGUGCCUGUCAUAGACCUGGGAUUGCCAAUGGGUGCUUCUGACAAAAAAAUAAGUCACAUCUAUGGGUUGUAUAAACAGCGCCAGUAUUGCCCAGGGGCUUUUCAAGGUAUUGCAUCUUAGCCAUAUUCAUACAACAUUGCCAAACUAGAGUGGAAGCCACUAACGGCUGGGUUCACACUACGGAAUCUCCGAGGGUGGCCAGCAAAUGACGCCGGUCCACGUAGACUGCUGUGUAUUCCGACAAAAGAUUGAACAAAUGAAUUAUUUUGGCAGAGGAAUUUCUACAGUGGAAAUCUCUUAAAUCCCAUAGUUUGCAUUGUGCAGUGGAAUCCCAUUGACAGCAAUAGGACUCUGCUGCAUCAGAAUUUCAGAGAAGAAUUCUACUCGCAAAUUCUGUAGUGGGAAUAUGCCCUUAAUGGACAUGUAAUCGGGAUAACUGUAAGGGUCUAUUCGCACUUCUGAAUUUCCACUUGCGGAAUUCCGCCUCAAAUCAAAGCCCAUAGACUUCUAUGGGAUUCCGCACUCCCAUUCACACUUCUGAAUUUCCGCAAGCGGAAUUCCGCCUCAAAUCAAAGCCCAUAGACUUCUGUGGGAUUCCUCACUCCCAUUCACACUUCUGAAUUUCCGCAAGCGGAAUUCCGCCUCAAAUCAAAGCCCAUAGACUUCUAUGGGAUUCCGCACUCUCAUUCACACUUCUGAAUUUCCGAAUGCGGAAUUUCGCCUCAAAUCAAAGCCCAUAGACUUCUAUUGGAUUCCGCACUCCCAUUCACACUUCUGAAUUUCCGAAUGCGGAAUUUCGCCUCAAAUCAAAGCCCAUAGACUUCUAUGGGAUUCCGCACUCCCAUUCACACUU